Gymnodraco acuticeps is the source of this 1441-nucleotide messenger RNA. Its product is annotated as odorant receptor 131-2-like. Gene Ontology annotation, cellular component: membrane. NCBI's taxonomy places the organism in Eukaryota, Metazoa, Chordata, Actinopteri, Perciformes, Bathydraconidae. The transcript is spliced from 4 exons. Gene Ontology annotation, biological process: G protein-coupled receptor signaling pathway. Gene Ontology annotation, molecular function: G protein-coupled receptor activity. The record is from RefSeq and is a predicted model, not a curated record. The coding region runs from base 37 to 915 and encodes 292 amino acids.
GACUUCUCCAGCGCGCUCACCAAGAACAUCGUGGCCAUGCUGGUGUGGCUCGUGCUCAGCGUCAUCAACGGCAGCAUGGUGCACACCUUCCUCAAACACAGACUCUUCUAUGAGAACCCACGCUACAUCAUGUUUAUCUGCAUGGUGAUAAACGACGCUCUGCAGCUCAGCCUCGUUACAGCGCUGUACGUCGUCAGUUACAUCUUCAGGAAGAUCCACGCCUCCGUCUGCUGCUUCCUGAUAAUGACGGCGGUCCUCACCACCCGCUCCACGCCUCUCAUCCUGGCCGGCAUGGCGUUGGAGCGUUACCUCUCCAUCUGCUUCCCUUUGCACUACAUCCACAUGUGCUCCGUCCCACGCACCUUCCUCCUCAUCUUCAUCAUCCUCAUCCUCACCGCCACGCCCCCACUCACAGACCUGCUCAUCACCGUCGUCCACCAGCCUCUUUCCUUCUUCAACACCCCCAUCUUCUGCGACCACCCGCUGCUCUUCCGCCACCCGUCCAUCUACUAUAAGAACUGUGUGUUUGACGGGGUUUAUUUGUCCUUCGUGGCUCUGACUCUUCUCUACACCUACUGUAAGAUAAUGCUCGCGGCCCAGGCUGCUUCUACUGGUCUGGCCUCGGUGAAGAGAGCGAGAAACACUGUGCUGCUCCAUGGACUGCAGCUGCUGCUGUGCAUGCUGGCCUUUGUAGUUCCUUCCCUUCAGGCGGCUCUCAUCUCUAUUUUCCCUCGCUUCAGUCUGGAGAUCCGCUACAUCUUCUUCCUGGUCGUCUACAUCAUCCCCCGUUUCCUGAGCCCCGUGAUCUACGGUUUUAGGGACGAGCAAUUCAGGAAGUACUGGACCCGGUACCUGUCCUGUCGGGGGAAAACUGUGUCAAGGGUCAGACCGGUGCUGCAGAAAGGGAACAUGUAGGGGAAGUAGAGCGGCAUAGUGAUGGGAAUUACGGCUCUUUGAAGGAAGCCGGAUCUUAUGGCUCCGUUGCUUUCAGAGAGCCGUUUAAUUUGUUAAGGGGCGGGGUUAAUAGGUUCAUCUGCGAAAUAAUCACCUGGAUAAUCAAAGUCAAGUCAAAGUCAACUUUAUUGUCAAUCUUCCAGAGAGAUCGAAAUACUCACUCAGUUUCUCACAAUCCCGAAUAUAAAACAAAUGUAUAUAAAAAGAUGUGUGCAAAUAUGUAUAUACAAAAUUGUCCAUAGCAGCGUAAAAAGAGUCUGGUGCUGGAUUUGAGUGUUUUAGGCUCUCACCAAGUACGACUCGGUUACCUUCGUUCGUACCAAAGAGUCGUUCAAAAGAAUCGGAUCGUUCGCCAACAUCACUAGCGGAGAGAUGACGUAUUGUUGUAGUCCGACCUGGAAGUUAGAAUCUCCUCCGGGAUUUUCACCAUUGGAUUUUGGACUAUUGCAGAAAAUAACAUCUGUGGUUUAUCAUACUUACAUGUUGU